CACCCCCUAUACUAUAGCUGUUCAUUAUAAGCAAUAGUGCAAAAUCAAAGUUCAGUUCAUUUUAUUGUGUCUUCAAAAGACAAAGUUCUACCCUAGUCUAAUUUCUUUGUUUGGAUUUGGAUUUGAAUUAUACAUAAAAAAUCUCGUUGAGUUUAGAACAUUUACACAAGAUUAUUUCUCAUGGAGUAUGAUGAAUUUGUGUAUGGUGAAAUUUUUGAAAUUUACAUAGUCAACAGUUAUAGUGGAAGCUUUCUUCUAUAUUGAGCUAAUCUGUGGCAAAAUUCAUAAUAAAAUUGACUACUUUCUUGGAGUUUGGCUGCAAGUUGUUAAAAUGGCACAAAGAGUUGAAAUUUUGAGCACUUCUGGUCAUCAUUGAUUUGUGACAGCACGGCUCUACACAUUUACUUUGUCAUAUUUUUUUGUUGGAGGAGUCAAGUUAUGAUUAUUUUCAUGCUAAUUAGUACAAUAGGACCAAUGAUAAAAAAGAGAGUUGGUUUGAAAAUUAAACAAGCUGGUAGAGGUUCAUACAGAGGAAGCUAGGUGUGUUGUGUUGUUUGUUUGAAAAUUAUUGUUGGUUUGUAUUUUGUGUUUCUUCUUUAUUUAACAACAAAGUCCUGGAAAAAGUAGUAGAAGAUGGAAGCUACUUCAAUAACACAAUUGUUGAAGGGCUUUUGUGAUACUAAGCAAUGGCAGUAUGCUGUGUUUUGGAAGCUUGAUCACCUUUCUCCUAUGACUUUAACCUGGGAAAAUGGUUACCAGAAAAGUAAUGAGCCUUUGGGAAGUAUGUGGGGGGACAUCAGUUUCCAAUCCCCAGACGAUGUAUAUUCUUCAAGGAGUGAAGGAUCCGAUGUUUCAGGAGAUUAUUCAGUUCGACUUCUCAUGAUUGAAAUGUCUCAUCGUAAAUACAGUUUGGGAGAAGGGGUUGUUGGCAAAUUAGCUCUUGCCAAGGAUCACUUUUGGGUUUUCUGUGAGGAUAUUUUCACCGGUAAAUUGGACACUAAUUUAAUUCCUGAGUGUUUUGAUGAGUGGCUUCUUCAAUUUGCAUCUGGCAUCAAGACUAUUGUGCUGGUACCAGUUCUUCCACAAGGAGUUUUGCAAUUUGGUUCUUUUGAAGCGGUUGCUGAAGACCUGGAGUUUGUUACCAAUAUCAAGGAGAAAUUCCAUUUCAAUCACUGUUUUGAAGCUAAGACAACACCUUUGCACUUGGGAAUCGAUUAUCAAGAUUGGUCAUUCUCAACUCUAUCGCAUUAUUUAAUGGAUAGCUUGGACGAAUUGUCUUCAGCUAGUACUUCUCUCAAUAUAAAUGAAUCAACAACAUUUCCUCAAGAUAACUAUUGGUUGUCUAGAGAAAAUCAGCUGAAAUAUCUUAAAAGAGCAAAUGAAAAUGAGAUGGUUUCCUCGUCAUUUGAGAUGUCAACUGAUCCAAAACAUAUCGGUCAGGUGGAGACGAAAUCACAUCAUAUGGAAGAAGAGAUAUGGGCUUGGUCUCACUUUGUCGACAAUGAUGGAAAGUUUAAAGAGAUGUCGAAUGGAUUAAGUUCUUACUCUGAGGAUAAUACGACAGAGCUACAAUUUGGAGACGUCGGAACCAGUCAUGUUGAUGUUAAGAAUUUCAAUGACUUCUCAACUGUUCCGUCGGUGUCAGAAUUUCACAAAGCACUAGGAUCUGUUGCAUAUAGACAGAACGGAAAAUGUACAUCGAAAUAUAUCUCUGAUGAGAAUACAUACAGUAGCUCAACUUUAAUAUCCAAUAAAAAGGAGCAUGAUCAUAUUAAAAGUUUUGAGUUUCCUGAAGGAAUUGAUCCCGAAUAUCUCUUGGAUGCUGUUGUUGGCAAUUUAUACAGUACCUCCGAUGAUACUUCAUGUAUAACCAACAAUGUUAGGUCUCUCAUAACAAUGCCAUCAGAGUUUACUGGCUCCAUUCAGCUGAAAAAUAAUUCUGAAGAAAGCACUGCGUUUGUGAAAAAUUCAGACGAUAGAAGUGAUCUUAUGCUUGCGGUACCAGUCAAGGGAAAAGAUAAAUUUACGAAUAGUUUUAUAUCAUCUCUUGAUGGAAGUUCAAGCUUGUUGAUUGAUGAGGCUCCACUUGAAAAGGUUAAUAAUCAUAACGAGCCUAUUAGUGGACCAAAGCUUUCUAGUGCGAGCAAGAAAAGAGCAAGAGUAGGUGAUAAAAAAAAUUCAAGGCCAAGAGAUAGACAAAUGAUUAUGGACAGGAUGAAGGAGUUGAGGGAACUUAUCCCAGAUGGUGGAAGGUGUAGCAUUGACAACCUCUUGGAACGAACCGUAAAGCACAUGAUGUUCUUAAGAAUGAUAACAAAACAGGCUGAAAAACUGAAACGAUUUGCUGAUCGCAAGGUACCUGAGUGGAAAAGGCAGAAAAUAAAUGGCAACCAACCAGGAAGAAGUUGUGCAUUUGACUUUGAAAGUGAACUAUCAUGGCCCAUAGUUAUAGAAGAUCUGGAAUGCUCAGACCACAUGCUCAUAGAGAUGGUAUGCAAUGAGCAUGGACUUUUCUUGGAGAUUGCUCAGGUGAUCCGAAGGCUAGACAUUACAAUCUUGAAAGGGAUUUUAGAAAACCGUUCAAGUACUAGCUGGGCUUGUUUCAUUGUUGAGGUUCCUAGAGGUUUUCACAGGAUGGAUAUUUUAUGUCCUUUACUGCAUCUUUUGCAGCUUAGAAGAAACUGUGUCUCAUAAAAAUCUGACCCUUCAUAUUCUUGUAUCAAGGAAAUGUAGCUUGUCUUCAGUUUUAAAUGACAAGCUUGGUUUCAUACACUAUAGAACUUUAAAUAAUUGUGUAAACGUGAAUGCUACAGAGGUGCUACUGAUUGUAGAACCAAGACCGACUAGCUUUGUAGAAAUUUAAAGUGUGCUAUGAAGAAUAUAUUGCCUUCGAAGGUAGGAAUUAAUGUAGGGGACCAAUAUAAGACAUAUUACCAAUAAAAUUGAGUUCUAUAACAAAAA
Messenger RNA from Cicer arietinum (chickpea), 2961 nucleotides. Its product is annotated as transcription factor LHW-like. Lineage: Eukaryota; Viridiplantae; Streptophyta; Magnoliopsida; Fabales; Fabaceae. The record is from RefSeq and is a predicted model, not a curated record. Gene Ontology annotation, molecular function: DNA-binding transcription factor activity; protein dimerization activity. Gene Ontology annotation, biological process: regulation of DNA-templated transcription.